This is a messenger RNA of Argentina anserina (silverweed cinquefoil), 469 nucleotides long. RefSeq names its product mitochondrial import receptor subunit TOM5 homolog. Gene Ontology annotation, cellular component: mitochondrion; mitochondrial outer membrane translocase complex. Bases 53 to 217 code for a protein of 54 amino acids. The transcript has 2 exons. The record is from RefSeq and is a predicted model, not a curated record. NCBI's taxonomy places the organism in Eukaryota, Viridiplantae, Streptophyta, Magnoliopsida, Rosales, Rosaceae.
CAAAACCCUAGAGAUCAGAGUGUGCUGUUUCUCGGUGGCCGGAAAAUUGUCGAUGGCGAACUACGGGAUCUCAGUGGAAAAGGCCAAGGCUUUCUUGCGGUCUCAGUAUCAGAGUCAGGAAAAGUGGGAUAACAACUUGAAACUGCUCCGGGCUCUAGGUGUCUUUGCAGGAUCAAUUGUUCUGAUGAGGAACUUCGGUGAUGCGAUGGCAAUUUGAGUGUUGAUGGAGGGCUUACACCAGUCUCUGUCUCCCUCAUCUCAUGGCUCGUAGGGUGGUCUUAUUUGUCAAGUAGUUUUAGGGUACAUCCUUGUAAUGUGUAUGCAAGGAUUGGCAGAAUACUUGGAUUUUAAAAAUUCAAAUGGUUUUCGAGUGAAUACCCGCUGAACUGUGGAAUGUUUAUUUCAAUUAAAUCAUCUGAAUAUUUCGUCAUUAGUUGUUAUGGUAUCUGCGACUGUUGUUUCCCCAGCU